This is a messenger RNA of Staurois parvus, 2238 nucleotides long. The record is from the annotation of a GenBank genome assembly. Lineage: Eukaryota; Metazoa; Chordata; Amphibia; Anura; Ranidae.
AUGAGAAGCAGGAGCAAUUCUGGUGUCCGUCUAGAUCGAUAUGCCAAGCUGGUCCAGCAAACCAUCCUCUGUCACCAGAAUCCAGUGACAGGUUUGCUGCCAGCCAGCUGCGAACAUAAAGACGCCUGGGUGCGUGACAACGUGUACACCAUCCUAGCAGUAUGGGGUCUGAGCCUUGCUUACAGGAAGAAUGCCGACCGCGAUGAGGACAAGGCGAAGGCUUAUGAGCUGGAACAGAAUGUGGUUAAGCUUAUGAGAGGUCUUCUCCAAUGUAUGAUAAGACAGGUCUCCAAAGUGGAAGAAUUUAAGUACAGUCAGGGCACCAGGGAUUCCCUCCAUGCCAAGUAUAACACCAGUACCUGUUCUACCGUUGUUGGGGAUGAUCAGUGGGGUCAUCUGCAGCUUGAUGCCACCUCUAUCUUUCUGCUGUUCCUGGCACAAAUGACUGCAUCUGGUCUUCAUAUAGUCUACACUCUGGAUGAGGUUACCUUUGUCCAAAAUUUGGUCUUUUACAUUGAAGCCGCUUAUAAAACGGCGGACUUUGGGAUGUGGGAACGUGGCGAUAAGACAAACCAGGGGAUUGCUGAGCUAAAUGCCAGCUCCGUAGGAAUGGCCAAGGCUGCCCUGGAAGCUCUGGAUGAGCUGAAUUUGUUUGGUGCUAAAGGUGGCCCCCAGUCUGUUAUCCAUGUGUUGUCUGAUGAGAUCCAGCACUGUCAGUCUAUUCUUCAGUCUAUGCUUCCAAGAGCUUCCUCAUCCAAGGAGAUAGAUGCUGGUGUCCUCUCCGUCAUCUCCUUUCCUGCCUUUGCUGUAGAGGACGCUCAGUUAGUGGACAUCACAAAACAGGAAAUCAUCAACAAGUUACAGGGUCGAUAUGGUUGUUGUCGUUUUCUUCGUGACGGAUAUCGUACUCCAAAAGAGGAUCCGACCCGGCUGUAUUAUGAGCCUGCAGAGCUGAAGCUGUUUGAGAAUAUUGAGUGUGAGUGGCCUCUCUUCUGGACAUAUUUAAUCCUCGAUGGUAUCUUCAUCGGUGAUCUGGAACAGAUGCAGGAAUAUAGAGAUGCUCUGGAAGGCGUCCUCAUCAAGGGGAAGCACGGCAUCCAUCUAGUUCCAGAAUUAUACAGUGUUCCCGAGGAGAAGGUAGAAGAAGAAUAUAGAAAUCCGCACACUGUAGAUCGAGUAGCCAUGGGGAAACUUCCACAUAUGUGGGGACAGUCACUUUAUAUUUUAGGGUGUUUGAUGUCUGAGGGUUUCCUUGCUCCAGGAGAAAUCGAUCCUUUAAACAGGAGAUUUUCUACAGUUCCCAAACCAGAUGUAGUUGUCCAAGUGUGCAUCCUGGCAGAGACUGAAGAGAUCCAUGAUAUCCUUAAAAGACAUGGCAUACACGUGGAGACAGUGGCCAGUGUCAGCCCCAUCAGAGUCCAGCCGGCCAGGAUCCUGAGUCACAUUUAUGCCAGGCUAGGACGCAAUAAGAAGAUGCACCUGACCGGAAGGCCAUACAGAAAUAUGGGCGUCUUGGGAACUUCGAAACUGUACAGCAUCCGACAGAACAUUUUCGCAUUUACACCCCAGUUCAUAGAUCAACAGCAAUUUUAUCUAGCCCUGGAUAACCGGAUGAUCGUAGAGAUGUUGCGUACGGACUUAUCCUACUUGUGUAGCAGAUGGAGAAUGACUGGGCGGCCCACCAUCACCUUCCCAGUAUCUCAAAGCAUGCUCGAUGAGUCCGGCAAAGACUUGGAUCCAGCCGUUUUAGCUACCCUGCGGAAACUCCAGGAUGGUUACUUUGGAGGUGCCAGGACACAGACUGGUCGCUUGUCUGAUUUCCUUACCACAUCCUGCUGCAAACAUCUCAGCUUCAUGGACCCCGGUGUGGAGGGUAAGCUGUGUGCCUGGGGGAGUGGCUCGCACAAGGGCCAGUCAAUCAUUGUGCAGGAGCCAGACCCGCCCAUGCAUGUGGCUCCGUCAGCCGAUGAUGACUCUGAGGAUGAGGUAGCUCAAUAUCUCAGCCAUCUAUUGAGCACCGGCGCACCUAAACCAGCACCUGCCACACAGAAAGGGGGACUGCAUCGCUUCAAAGCGGCAAUUCACAGCACUCGGGAUCUCAUAUCCCUUCGCACAAAAGCUAGAAGCCUCAAUGUGCAGGGUAAGAUGUCUGUUCAAUAUAAUUUUUAUUGUACUUUUAUAUCUUUAGAAGUUUUCAUUUUUACUUUUGUUGAAGUAACCAUGUUGGUUCAGAUCUAG